Messenger RNA from Boleophthalmus pectinirostris (great blue-spotted mudskipper), 5163 nucleotides. It is a transcript of the gene leng8, whose product is annotated as leukocyte receptor cluster (LRC) member 8. Gene Ontology annotation, cellular component: nucleus. Lineage: Eukaryota; Metazoa; Chordata; Actinopteri; Gobiiformes; Gobiidae. The record is from RefSeq and is a predicted model, not a curated record.
CUUGCUCCGCUGGUUUCCUUAUCUACCAUUUUGUAUCAUCACGGUCAGACGGAGCUGACACUCAACCGAAAAUUACCGACAAGAAAUCCGCUUAGAAAUGUUUAACUUUUCGUAUAUACCGUAGGGAAAUAUCAUUAGAAGCGUUAACUAACAUAUAAGCGUGUGGAUUCAGCUUUGUUGUUCAACUUGUCUCGUUUUUGUCCGAGGGCGCUUCUGUAGAGCGCUGAAGCUAACGUUGCUAAGUAGCCCAAAAAUAGCCGUGGUGUUAGCUCGAUGCUAACUUGUGUUGAAAUGGCGGCCAACACGACACAAACAGCACCCUCAACAAACUGGUCUUAUGGUGGCAGUACUACCACCGAAGGCCCAGUUCAUGAGAAUCCAGAAUGGGAGAAAGCAAGACAAGCUUUAGCCUCCAUUAACAAAAGUCAGAGUGCGACCAAGACCACACAAGCCACUGUGACAACAGAGGCCACUCAGUUUCAGCAAGGAGCAGCUGACGCUCUUCAGCAGCAGCAGUACUAUCAGUGGUACCAGCAAAAUCAGCAGCAGUAUCCUGGAUAUACAUACCCUUACAAUUACUACUACCCUAUGGCACCAUAUGGUGGCGCAUAUCCUCCAAACCAAUACAAUGUACCCCAAGGGCAUUUUCCAGGAUCUCCAGUUACAAAUGGACAGCCUCCUCCAGUUCCUGGUAUUGAAGACCAGUCGGCCAAUUUCUCUUCUCAGCCCCAGCCUCCUCCCCCGUCCACUCCCCAACCACCCCAAAGCCCCUCUGAAAAACCCCCUCCUCCCCCACCUAUUCCUCCCCCACCUAACACCCAGUACCCACCCCCCUCCCCUAAUGCCUACAAUCCACCAAACUCGAUGUCAUAUCAACCCUCUGACUCUAACCAGAUGCAGGUAUACAAUCAUUCACAGGGAAGGCCUGGUUAUGGGCAGGGCUUUCAAGCUCAGAACAAGUAUCAGGCUUCUGGUGCUCCACAACAGCAGCUGGGUCAGUUUGGCCCUGGUGCUGGAAGAGGAGAUGCCAACAAGGCCAAAAAUCAGAAGCAAGGACAGCAACUGUGGCACCGCAUGAAACAAGCCCCAGGGACUGCUGCUCUUAAAUUCAAUUUUCCCAAAAGACCAUAUCAGGUUCCAUCCUCCUCAGCCAAUCAGGCGUUUUCCUCUGGGGACCAGGCCUCAGGAGUGAACCCGUCUCCUUCACCUGCUGCUGCCAGUGCAGCACCUGGAGCUGCCCAACCUCGACCACAGGACUGGCCCCAGGCCAUGAAGGAGUAUGUGCAGCGAUGCUUCACUGCCUGUGAGUCAGAGGAAGACAAAGAUCGAACUGAGAAAGUGUUGAAGGAGAUAUUACAGGACCGGUUAAAGGAUGGCUCUGCAUAUACCAUAGACUGGACCAGAGAGCCUUUGCCUGAGCUCAAACCCAAAUCUCGUUGGGAGACCCAACGGUCGUCAGAAAGCUCUGUUGGUCGUGGUGGAAGCACAGGAGCUGCCUCCAGAGGAAGAGGACACAGAUUAGGAAACUACAGAAACAUCUUCACUCAGAGAAGUCCUUCGUCCAGUUCUUCACAGUCCUCCUCUCGCUCACCGUCCCCCUCUCAUGGCCGUUAUCGGGAUCGCAGCAAUCAGAGGCACAGGAGAAGUGACUCUGGCUCACAAUCGGAUAGCAGCUUGUCUAGUGACCUCCGGCCACAGCUGUCAAGGCGAGGACAGAAACGUGGUCGUGGAAACAGCAGAGACCGCGGGCGGGGCCGAGGGGGCAAAGCCAACAGAGGCAGAAGAAACAUGGAAGAUAGUUCCCCUGUUCCUAAGAAAAGGAAAGGAGGAAAUGCAGGUCUUGAUUUCCAUGAUCCAAACCGUGAGGCCAAAAAGCAGAGCCGAGCGGCACGUUUCCACAAACAGCUCCGGUCUGAGCCUCUGGUGCUCGCUAUCAGCGCCCUCGAGCUGCCUGAUGGGACACAGGAGGGGCUCAACUGGGAAGACUGUCCUAUUGUGGGAACAUGUCAGGACAUCACUAAACCCUAUUUAAGACUGACCUGUGCCCCGGACCCCUCCACUGUGCGCCCCGUUCAGGUGCUAAGAAAGUCUCUUGAGGCUGUAAAAGCAAAUUGGAAAAACAACCAAGACUACGCUUAUGCGUGUGAACAAAUGAAGUCUAUUCGACAGGACCUUACAGUCCAAGGAGUUCGUACUGACUUCACAGUGGAAGUGUACGAGUGUCACGCUCGAAUUGCUCUGGAAAAAGGUGACCAUGAAGAGUUCAACCAGUGUCAGACACAGCUGAAGGCUUUGUAUAAGGAUAAUCCCUCUGAAAACAUUGGAGAGUUUACAGCAUAUAGAUUGAUAUACUAUAUAUUCACAAAAAAUUCUGGGGACCUCACGACAGAGCUGGUUUACUUGACUCCGGCGCUCAGGGCAGAUGCGUGUGUGGCACAUGCUCUGUCCCUCCGUGCCGCCUGGGCCUUAGGAAACUACCAGCGCUUCUUUAAACUUUAUCUCCAAGCUCCUCGCAUGGCUUCAUACCUCAUUGACAAGUUUGUAGAGAGGGAAAGAAAGGUCGCUCUUCGGGCCAUAGUCAAAACGUUUAGGCCUGAUUUGCCUGUGCAGUAUGUUCAGUCCACUUUAGGCUUUGAUUCUUUAGACUCCUGUAUGGAGUUCCUUACUGGGCUUGGUGUUGCCUUCGCUGCCUAUGACCCCGAAAAGAUAGACUGCAAAGCUAGCACAGCCAUUCUAGCUGCCUCGUGAGCCAGGGUGUUAGUGACCCCUAUGGACCCUUAGUAUUAUAUGCACUGCACUUCAGAUCUGUAGACCAGCUGACACCCGAGCCUGCCCCACUUGUACAUAAUGUCCUGUCCUCACAUUAGGGUUAGGGCGAGGCUGAUACAAAGUCAACACAACACAUCUAUCAUUUUUCCACAAACUACGGUUAUUGUCACUUAGGAAACCACUUCUACUCAGGUGAUAGGAGAUCCCCAGACUAUGUCAGAGAGAGCAGCUCAAGUGUCCUGAUUCAGUUAACCACCAUUAGAUGUCAAGCUAACAGUGUUCUGUUAUGUUUUUCCUUCCCCAAGUCAACAGCUUCAACAUGUGAAGAUCCAAGCCUCUAAAGGGAAUACAAUCUAAUCAAAGACUGUUAGAUAAUUGAUAUAUUUAAGCUUUAUUCACCUGAUGAAGAUCGGAUGGUUUGUAUGUUCAGGCUGAUACCAUGUCGUAAUAUUUCUACUUCGAACCAGGAAAAAUGAAAGGACUGAGCUUUAAAGAAUGGACAAAUAGUGUUGAAGAAGAUCUCUCCUCACUGAAGCAGUUUGCCUUGGAAUAACCUCUCCCUCAGGUCUGAAUGCAGCAGUCACCUUUGCAGCUGAUUAUCGGGGUGUUACUCCUCCAGCAGUGGAAAUCACGACCAAAUCGUGUUAAAGAGCUUUGCUUAAAGUGACGACGGCGAACCUAAAGACCCAGGUCGUGUUUGAAGACGGGAUCCUCACGUGGUUUGUAUGCAGCAAGCUGCUCGGUCAACUCUCUGGUAAGAUGAAGACUCCACUGCACCAGGAGGGAUGGAGCGUUUGCACUUUGACAGCUGUCAAAGGGAAAGGAUCAUAAAUCGGCUUUUAGAAAAUAAAUCAGUGAAUUGAUACAUUUUAGAUUUUGGCCAGUGCUUAUGAUCUAAAAUUUUAUUCUCAAAUCUUCAGUAUCUGAAAUUAAGAUACCAACUCAUGAUUUGUUUUUCCACAGUAAGUGAAAUUGGGCCAAGUUUGUAUAAUAUAGCCAUUUUGGAACUAUUGGGUGACAAAUCUGACCCACGAUACAAAGUAUUUUUAUUUGAUCUUCAUUCAAAUCUUUGUAAAAAGUUUUUGUAUCUUUUGCCAGAAGUAUUUAGAGUAAAGGCGAGUUUGUAAAUUGUGAUAUUCAGUUUUGUAGAUCAGGUGUUUUUGGGGUUUUGUUUCAGACCUUGGCACCUCAGUUAAAUAUGCUGUGGAAGGGUAAAUUUAAAUUACUUUUUUUUUCACUAAACUGACACAAAAUGUUAUCUUUUACAUUGGAAAAGACUACAGAACUAGUCCAUCUGUAGAUAUGAAAAUAUUGCGACACUGUCGAAACCUGUGUAACAAGACCUACUGUCAGCUGUAACAUUUGACAACUGACUGACCCUGUUUUCUCUCACUCCUGUACCCUUCCCCCUCCUCACCCUCCUCACUCUGUCACCAGAGCUCCGUCUGCUGCAGCAGCCGUGGAGCUGUGAGCGGUAAAGCCAAAGCUGCGGUCCAGACACUGCCGCAGAGAGCCAACUGUGAGCCAGUCAAGCCCAGUGCUACAGAAACUAAUACGAGGAAAGCUUUAUAAUGAAAUGUUACAUUUACUGUUGCUAAUCCUGAUUUUUAUUAUUGUGUGACACCACUUAUUAUCUUUUCUGUUUGUUCAGAUGCACUUUUGUUUGAGUCCUACACUUUUGCUUUCAAACAUUGUCUUUUUGUCAUUGUUUUAGUACGUGGACGCUAAUCUGUUUUAGUGAAAGUAACAUAUCUAAUGUUUAAGCUAGGUUUAGUCAAAAGUGUAAUUGUGGCUAAAAUAUGUAUCUGGAUAAGCAGAAAAACAUGUGAAGUUUCUAUAGUUUGACUAAGUCUGCCCCUCCACAGACCCUAAUGCUCUUGUCAUGGUUUUAACAGUUGUUGGCUUGUGGCUCUCCACCCUUACAAACGCUGUCAGAUGGCUCAUGUUUCAAAAGUUGAUUCCCAGGUUUUUUGUUACAGUUGUAAAGUAUUUUCUUGAUGCUCAAAGUGUUUUUCAGUUUUCUGUGCUUCAUCCUUCCUUUAGUUCCAUCAGUCUGUAACUCCUCCUUACGACCGCUCCCUCUCUAGUUAUAUUUAUACAUAUAUUUUGCUUUUUCUUUCCCAACUCUCCUCUUCCUCUUGCUUCCUUUGCAUGUCCUCUUUCCCUUUCCCCCUCUUUCUCAUCCCAUACUUUGUUGCCAUGUGCGGCGCAUCACUAGUUGUGUAUCGUCCUCCGCAUUUUUGCUUUGUGGUUUUUGUUGCAGCUCACUAACGCCUAAAGGUUUACCCCCUCUCCCGUUCAUUUCUUAGGCCUCCACAGAAAAACUGCCAGCUUGUAAAUAUGUAAAUAUAAAAUUUUUGAAAAUGAAUAAAAAUGCAACUAUAUAUAAGAGUA